Diospyros lotus (date-plum) is the source of this 5234-nucleotide messenger RNA. RefSeq names its product ARF guanine-nucleotide exchange factor GNOM-like. Gene Ontology annotation, biological process: regulation of ARF protein signal transduction. NCBI's taxonomy places the organism in Eukaryota, Viridiplantae, Streptophyta, Magnoliopsida, Ericales, Ebenaceae. Gene Ontology annotation, molecular function: guanyl-nucleotide exchange factor activity. The record is from RefSeq and is a predicted model, not a curated record.
UCCAUUCGUCGAGUGCUCCUCUUCACCGUCGAUUCCUCUUUAGCCUCCCUCUCUUGUCGUCGACUCCGCCGUCGCCGCCUCCCUCUCCUUCUCCGCCUCAGCCCGCCGCCGCCUUCCGGGACUCAGAUUUGUAGUUUCUCCUGCCGUGGCAACCAGUCCUACAAGGCCCCUGAACCACGACUCUCGACAGCUAAAGUGGAUCCUCGAUCACAAAGCAUCCUGGUGUAGCAACAGGCUGUGUGGUUCAAAUAUUCUGCUUGUGCAUUAAGAAGUUGGGACAAUUAUGGGGUUCUUAAAUCAGCAGCAUGGAGGCAAUACAGUGAUUGGAGAAUCCAAGUACUCUUCUACUGCACACUACAGAAGUGGUCUAGCAUGUAUGGUGAAUUCAGAAAUAGGUGCUGUUUUGGCUGUGAUGAGGAGAAAUGUAAGAUGGGGGAUUCGUUAUACAACAGAUGAUGAUCAGUUUGAGCAUUCUCUUAUCCAAUCUUUUAAGGAACUACGGAAGCAAAUUUUCUCAUGGCAAAAUCAGUGGCAUACUAUCAGCCCAGUCCUGUACCUGCAGCCUUUUCUGGAUGUUAUUAAAUCUGAUGAAACUGGUGCACCAAUCACUGGUGUUGCUCUUUCAUCAGUUUACAAAUUUUUAUCUCUUGAGAUACUUGACAUAGAUACUGUGAAUGUAGAUGAUGCUUUACAUCAGGUAGUAGAUGCUGUCACAAGCUGCCGGUUUGAGGUCACUGAUCCUGGCUCUGAAGAAGUGGUACUGAUGAAGAUACUUCAGGUUCUCCUGGCUUGCAUGAAAAAUAAGGCAUCAGUAAAAUUGAGUAACCAGCACGUGUGCAACAUAGUGAACACCUGUUUUCGUGUGGUCCAUCAAGCAAGCUCUAAAGGUGAAUUGUUACAAAGGAUAGCACGCCAUACUAUGCAUGAACUGGUCAGGUGCAUUUUUUCACACCUGCGUGAUAUUGCCAAUGUAAAACAUGCACCAUCCCAAGGAGGGAGAUCAUACACUAAGAAGGAGGUUAGUGCACUCGAUGAGGAUUGCUCUUUGGAAAGUAAACAACUAGAUAAUGGGUCUAUGGGUUUGGAAAAUAAUAGUCAACCACCUCCAGUUGAAGUUACUUCAAAUGAUUGCUCUGGUGUAUUGGUAGGCAAGAUGGAUGAAUGUAAAACUGAGGUUGGUCAGGAGGAGGAUGCUGAAAAUGGAGGGCAUGUUAUGAUGGAGCCUUAUGGGAUCCCGUGCAUGGUGGAGAUACUCCACUUCCUUUGUUCUCUUUUGAAUGUCAUGGAUCACGUUGAAAUUGGUUUGGGGCCAAAUCCUAUAGCAUAUGAUGAAGAUGUUCCUCUCUUUGCAUUGGGUCUAAUCAAUUCUGCCAUUGAAUUGGGUGGGGCAUCUAUUGGUGAUCACCCUAAGUUACUGUCCUUGAUACAGGAUGAACUGUUCCAUAAUCUGAUGCAGUUUGGGCUGUCUAUGAGUCCAUUGAUUCUUUCAACUGUGUGUAGCAUUGUCCAUAAUUUGUAUCAUCAUCUUCGUACCAAGCUGAAACUACAGCUCGAAGCCUUUUUCUCUUGUGUGCUCUUGAGGAUUGCAAAAGGCAAACAUGGAGCAUCAUACCAACAGCAGGAGGUUGCUAUGGAAACGCUUGUAGAUCUGUGCAGGCAGCAAGAAUUUGUGUCUGAGAUGUAUGCAAACUUUGACUGUGACAUAUCCUGCAGCAAUGUGUUUGAGGACCUUGCCAACCUAUUAUCCAAAAGUGCAUUUCCAGUGAAUGGCCCACUAUCUGCAAUGCAUACCCUUGCUUUGGAUGGUCUCAUUGCCAUGAUUCAAGGUAUGGCCAGCAGGGUUGGCAAUGUAUCUCUGCCUCCCGAACAAGCUUCAUUGGAUCUUGAGGAAUAUAAGCCAUUCUGGAUGGUCAAAUGUGAGAGCUAUAACAACUCUGGUCACUGGGUUGCAUUUCUCCGUAAGAUGAAGUACAUCAAGAGAAGGUUGAUGGUUGGAGCAGAUCACUUCAACCGGGAUCCAAAGAAGGGUCUAGAGUUCCUCCAAGGAAUACAUCUGUUGCCUGAUAAACUUGAUCCCAAAAGUGUAGCGUGCUUCUUCAGAUACACCACUGGGUUGGAUAAGAACCUUGUUGGAGAUUACCUGGGAAAUCAUGAUGAAUUCUGUAUUCAAGUGCUCCAUGAAUUUGCUAGGACAUUUGAUUUCCAGGACAUGACUUUGGAUACUGCAUUGCGUGUUUUUUUGGAAACUUUUCGGUUGCCUGGAGAGUCACAGAAGAUACAGCGGGUACUGGAGGCUUUUGCAGAAAGAUAUUAUGAGCAAUCUCCACACAUUCUGGCCAACAAAGAUGCUGCACUCUUGUUGUCAUAUUCACUCAUAUUGCUCAACACUGAUCAACACAAUGCACAGGUCAAGAAGAAGAUGACUGAAGAUGAUUUUAUCCGUAAUAAUCGAAGAAUAAAUGGAGGCAGUGAUCUCCCUCGAGAAUAUCUCUCCGAAUUGUAUCGCUCGAUCUGUGAGAAUGAGAUCCGGAUGACCCCAGAGGAAGGUGCUGGUUUUCCAGUUACGAUACCCAGCAAUUGGAUUAGUCUAAUGCACAAAAUGAAACAAGCUGCGCCUUUUGUCAUCUGUGCUUCCGGAGCACACCUUGACUAUGAUAUGUUUGCUAUCUUGUCAGGUCCCACAAUUGCUGCAAUCUCAGUGGUUUUUGAUAAUGUGGAGCAGGAAGACAUUUUGCAAUCAUGUAUUGAAGGAUUCUUGGCCAUUGCUAAGAUUGCGGCUUGUUAUCAUCUUGAUGAUGUUCUAAAUGAUCUGGUUGUGUCUCUUUGUAAGUUCACAACGCUCCUUCAUCCUUUACCGGCAGAAGAAACUCUCCUUGCUUUUGGGAAUGACAAUAAAGCUAGGAUGGCCACUGGCGCAGUUUUCGCCAUAGCAAAUAGAUAUGGUGAUUUCAUUCGUUCUGGUUGGAAAAACAUCUUGGAUUGCAUUUUAAGCUUGCACAAGUUGGGCUUUCUUCCCACUCGUCUGGUCAGUGAUGCAGCUGAUGAGUUGGAACCUUCUUCUGAGUUGGAGCGAGGGAGGCUGGCUACAAGUUCUGGGCCAGCAGCUCGCAUACUUUCAACUGCCCAUUCUCGGAAAUCAUCUGGUCUGAUGGGCCGCUUCAGCCAACUCUUGUAUCUUGAUUCAGAGGAACCUGCAUCACAACCAUCUGAAGAAGAACUCGCAGCUCAUCAGCGCAUUCUCCAAAUGAUUCAGGAUUGCCACAUUGACAGUAUUUUUGCUGAAAGCAAGUUUCUGCAAGCUGAAUCCCUAUUGCAGCUUUCACAGGCCCUUAUAUUGGCUGCAGGACGACGGCGUAAAGGGAAUAACUUCUUGGAAGAUGAAAACAUUGCAGUGUUUAGCUUGGAGUUACUUAUUGCAGUUGCGCUUAAUAACAGGGAUAGGAUUAUGCUUCUUUGGCAGGGGAUUUAUGAGCACAUAGCUAGUGUUGUCCAGUCAAUUGUAAUGCCUUGCGCUCUGGUUGAGAAGGCUGUAUUUGGGCUCCUUAGGAUAUGCCAGCGGCUACUUCCUUACAAGGAAGACCUGACUGAUGAGCUUCUAAAGUCGCUGCAACUUAUAUUGAAACUUGAUGCUCGGGUUGCCGAUGCAUAUUGCGAACACAUCACGCAGGAAGUUAUGCGCCUUGUGAAAGCAAAUGCAAUGCAGAUAAGAUCCCAUAUUGGAUGGCGUACCAUCACUUCCUUACUUUCUAUUACAGCCCGACAUCCGGAAGCAUCUGAAACAGGGUUUGAGACUUUAUCAUUUAUUAUGAGUGGUGGAGCUCACCUGUUGCCCGCUAAUUAUGUACUUUGUGUGAAUGCUGCUCGACAGUUUGCCGAAUCUCGAGUUGGACAUGUAGAAAGGUCUAUCAGAUCGUUAGAUCUGAUGGCAGGCUCUAUUGUCUGCCUGUCCAAAUGGUCUUGCAAGACGAAGGAAGCUUCUGGAGAGGAGGCUAUGAAAAUGUAUCAGGAUAUUGGGGAGAUGUGGCUGAGGCUGGUACAGGGACUGAAGAAAGUAUGUUUGGAUCAGAGAGAAGAAGUACGGAAUCAUGCUAUUUUGUCGUUGCAGCAGAGCUUUACAGCAAUAGACGGGAUUUAUCUUCCAAUUGAGUUGUGGUUCCAGUGUUUUGACCUAGUCAUAUUUGCAUUGCUUGAUGACUUGCUGGAGAUUGCACAGGAGAACUCUCCAAAGGACUACAGGAACAUGGAAGGGUCGCUUGCUUUAUCUAUCAAACUCCUGUUGAAAGUGUUCUUACAGUUUAUGCAUGAUCUGUAUCAGUCAGCAUCAUUCUGCAAGCUAUGGUUAGGGGUCCUUAAUCGUAUGGAGAAAUACAUGAAAGUGAAAUUCAGAGGGAAACGGGGUGAGAAGAUCCAUGAACUAGUCCCUGAGCUUCUCAAAAAUGCUCUGCUUGUUAUGAAGGCUAGGGGAAUUCUUGUGCCAAGUGAUGUUAGCGAGGAUAGUUUCUGGCAACUGACUUGGCUGCAUGUGAAGAAAAUAUCUGCAUCUUUGCAAGUAGAAGUCUUCCCUGGAAAUGAAUUAGAGCAGUUGCAGGUGAAACAGAUACAAACAGGGGGUACUCCUGUGUCCGAUGAGAACAUUGUUGUUCCAUCGGGGCAGACCACAGUCUGAAAGUAGUCCUCGUGUUAGAGAAAUUGCAACGUCAAAUUGCAUUAGGGGAACGUGAAUGGACUUUCAUUUGUUCUUUAUGCUGGGAGCCGAGACAAGCCAUUGGUUGAGAGACCUGAAAUGGGGUGGGUUUAUGGAAUAUUUAAACCACGAGAAGCCUAUUCAGAAUUUGUCAAAAGUUCAGCAACACACAUCCGGUAGAGAAGGGUAGCAAGAGUGCUUACUGGAAGUAUGGUGCUGUUAUGUGUUCACGACUUUUAAGCAGAUAAGCUUUUCUCCAUCCAAUCUCCAAUUCUUUUGGACGGCGUGGCACUCAUUAUUUGCUCUGUUAUUUCACAUAAUGGGAUGGCUCGCCAAAAUUUUGUUUUGGCAUGAAAAGAUCUAUACUCAAUUUAAGGUUACAAUUGAAUCAUUUUUCCUUUGUGUAUACAUAUCAAAUUAUAUUUUAAUAGCAUGUUAUAGUCGUUCAUCCAUGGACUACUUCCAAAGGGGAAAAUUUUGCUAACUUGUCACUGUAAUUGCUUCAUCUUUCCUUUAGUCAGGGUUCUGUUUGAUGUUUCCAUUAUGCAUU